Messenger RNA from Miscanthus lutarioriparius, 1110 nucleotides. Lineage: Eukaryota; Viridiplantae; Streptophyta; Magnoliopsida; Poales; Poaceae. The record is from the annotation of a GenBank genome assembly.
AUGGCUGGGAUGGUGGCCGACAGCGGCGGCGCCGGCCCACGGCCGCUGGUCCGGAUGGCCCAGGCUGACCCGUCGGUGUUUCCGUGCGUCCGCACGGCGCCGGAGGCCGUGGACGGCGUCGCCGGCGCGCUCCUGUCCGGGGAGCACAACUGCUACCACACCUGCGUCGGCCUUGAGCCCGCACGGAGGUCCAUCGCGCAGCACUUAUCCCAUGAUUUGCCAUACGAAUUAUCACCAGAUGAUGUCUACCUCACAAGUGGCUGCGCUCAAGCAAUUGAGAUAAUCUGCUCUGUGUUAGCUCGUCCUGGUGCCAACAUAUUGCUUCCAAGGCCUGGCUAUGGGUUCUAUGAGGCGCGCGCUGUCUUCAAUGGCAUGGAAGCCCGAUACUUUGAUCUUCUACCUGGAAAAGACUGGGAGGUUGACAUCGAUAGCGUCCAAGCUAAUGCUAACAAGAACACCGUUGCCAUGGUCAUUGUCAACUCAGGAAACCCUUGUGGCAAUGUGUACUCUUAUGAGCACCUAGCCAAGGUUGCUGAGACUGCACGGAAGCUUGGCAUAUUUGUUAUAACAGAUGAGGUAUAUGCACACUUGACAUUUGGAGAGAGGAAAUUUGUACCAAUGGGUGUGUUUGGGGCAGUGGCUCCAGUGUUCACACUGGGGUCCAUAUCAAAGAGAUGGGCCGUGCCUGGAUGGCGGCUUGGAUGGAUUGUUACCAAUGAUCCUAAUGGUGUAUUUCAGAAGACUAAGGUAGUUGACAGCAUCAAGAGCUACCUUGAUAUCUCCACUGAUCCUCCAACAUUUGUCCUGGGAGCAAUUCCAAACCUCCUGCAGAACACAAAGGAUGAAUUCUUAAACAAAACCACCAAAAUUUUAAGAGAAACUGCAGAUAUAACCUGGGAGAAGCUGAAAGGAAUCAAUGCGAUCACAUACCCGAGCAAACCUGAGGGUUCCAUGUUUUUAAUGGUUAAACUGGAUUUAUCCUGCCUGCAAGACAUCAAAGAUGACAUGAACUUCUGCUGCCGACUUGCAAAAGAAGAAUUAGUGGCUAUUCUGCCUGGGUGCACUGUUGGAUACAAGAAUUGGCUGUUGGAUCACUGUUUACCUCUGUAA